Messenger RNA from Heterocephalus glaber (naked mole-rat), 4672 nucleotides. It is a transcript of the gene Wwtr1, whose product is annotated as WW domain containing transcription regulator 1. Gene Ontology annotation, biological process: hippo signaling; positive regulation of transcription by RNA polymerase II. Gene Ontology annotation, molecular function: transcription coactivator activity; protein binding. Lineage: Eukaryota; Metazoa; Chordata; Mammalia; Rodentia; Bathyergidae. Gene Ontology annotation, cellular component: cytoplasm; nucleus. The record is from RefSeq and is a predicted model, not a curated record.
GACAGUCGGGGAGCUGCGGCGGCCGCGCAGUCUGCUUGUCCUCCGCCAACUCCUCGCCGAGCGCGAGCGCCUGAGGCCAGCUCGGGGCAUAAGAUGAAUCCGUCCUCGGCGCCCCCUCCGCUCCCGCCGCCCGGGCAGCAGGUGAUCCACGUCACUCAGGACCUCGACACGGACCUCGAAGCCCUCUUCAACUCUGUCAUGAACCCUAAGCCCAGCUCGUGGCGGAAGAAGAUCCUGCCGGAGUCCUUCUUCAAGGAGCCGGAUUCAGGCUCGCACUCGCGCCAGUCCAGUACCGACUCGUCGGGCGGCCACCCGGGGCCCAGGCUGGCUGGCGGCCCCCAGCACGUCCGCUCGCACUCGUCGCCCGCAUCCCUGCAGCUGGGCACCGGCACCGGCGCGGGCGCGGCGGGCAGCCCCGCACAGCAGCACGCCCACCUUCGCCAGCAGUCCUAUGACGUGACCGACGAGCUGCCGCUGCCCCCGGGCUGGGAGAUGACCUUCACGGCCACUGGCCAGAGGUACUUCCUCAAUCACAUAGAAAAAAUCACCACAUGGCAAGACCCUAGGAAGGUGAUGAAUCAGCCCCUGAAUCAUCUGAGCCUCCACCCUGCCAUCACUUCCACACCAGUGCCUCAGAGGGCCAUGGCCGUGUCCCAGCCAAAUCUGGUGCUCAAUCACCAACACCAGCAGCAGAUGGCACCCAGCACCCUGAGCCCCCAGAACCACCCUGCUCAGAACCCAACAUCGGGGCUCAUGAGUCUGCCCAAUGCGCUCACCACUCAGCAGCAGCAGCAGCAGAAACUUCGGCUCCAGAGGAUCCAGAUGGAGAGAGAGAGAAUCAGAAUGCGCCAAGAGGAGCUCAUGCGGCAGGAAGCUGCCCUCUGCAGACAGCUCCCCAUGGAAGCAGAGUCCAUGGCCACCGUUCAGGCUGCUGUCAACCCGCCCGCCAUGACCCCAGACAUGAGAUCCAUUACCAAUAAUAGCUCAGAUCCUUUCCUCAAUGGAGGGCCCUACCAUUCGAGGGAACAGAGCACGGACAGUGGCCUGGGCUUGGGGUGCUACAGUGUCCCCACAACUCCGGAGGACUUCCUCAGCAAUGUGGAUGAGAUGGAUACAGGAGAAAAUGUAGGUCAGACACCUAUGAACAUCAACCACCAGCAGACCCGCUUCCCUGAUUUCCUUGACUGUCUUCCCGGAACGAACGUUGACCUAGGAACUUUGGAAUCUGAAGAUCUGAUCCCCCUCUUCAAUGAUGUAGAGUCUGCUCUGAACAAAAGUGAGCCCUUUCAGACCUGGCUGUAGUCACUGCUAUUGUAAGUGGGAAGCAGCCAUGACCUGACAUUUCCUGGGCCUCUUGGAAAAAGUGAUGGAGCAGAGAAGGUCUGCAGGUGCACCACUUCCUGCCUCCAUGACUCAUGUGCCCUCUUUCCCAUGUGGCCAGUUUAGUCUUUGCCUGGUUUUGAUUGACAGUAACUUAAGUUACAUAUAAAUAUUCUGUUUUCAUUUUCUGCAGUCCUGCAUUCCCAUGAUAGAUGAUGCAGAAUUGUGUCUACAGAAUUACUUUUUCCUCUCUGCUGCCCCAUGGCUAAGCUUUAUUGGUGUUAGUUGACAUUUAUACAUCAGUUUAUUGUAAACCAUAAAAAGCUGACCACAGGUAGCAAAUUUGGAUGGGCAGCUUGGUCCAGGAAAUGUGCACAAAAUUAGACCUGUUUUACAUUUUCAAAACUGUAUUGAUGACAGUAGUACCAAAUGCUUUAAAACCUAUUUAACUUGAGCUUUAAAAAUCAUUGUAUGGAUAGUAAAAUUCUGCUGUAUGGAAUACAAUGUAGUUUUGAAUCCAUGUUAGCUCUGAUGGCUCUUAUUACUCUGUAUUUACAAAGGCACAGACAGUUCUAUUUUAGUUUAUUUUUCAUUGUUUUACUGCAUAGCAUCUAGACAACUUAGUCCUUCCAGCAGGAGAGUAGCAGCAGCAUUAGAAUUCUUACCUAGAGAUCUUGUGAAAGAGACCAGUUUGUACUAAUGAUUAGCAUUUGUUAAACAAAACUUUUUAAUUGCAACAUGGAUUUGUUAACAGUGCAACUUAGAGUUUGAUGUUUAUUUAGAAAACACUAUAAUUUUUGUAGCUGAUGACAAAGGACAGCCAAAUGUUUUCGAUAAAUCAGUGGCAACUGUAUUUUUGUCUUUUGAAACCAUUCUAAAGACUUUGGAAUUUCAACCUGAUGGCAGAUGCAAUAAGCUGUUGCUUUUCAAAUUCUGAAGCCUUGUCAAUUUUGCUUUCAAGAUUUCAAGUGUUUAAAAUAAGCCUAUCUAUGAAACUGUUUGAAGGAUGAAGCAGAUCUCUGACUGACGUGUAACAAAAAUGCCCUCUGAGAGCAUAUGGUGGAGACAUGUUUCUGAAUGCAGUAAAAUUGAUUCCUAAAUAUAUUAUUCUAACCCUGUUUGCUACAGUUGGUAUAAAAAGGCAUGAGCUAUGUAUUUAAUACCUCUUAUGUAACCCAAAACUUUAGUAGCUUUUAAGGACUGAGAGAGCAUCACGUUCACCUGGCAUGCAGUCUACCUGCAUUGCCAAUGAAGUCCUCAAGGGUUUAAUAUUUUGAAUGACAUUAUUUAUAAUCUAUGAGUUUAACCAUUUUUAAAAAGAAAAACAUUAAUAAUCCAGGUCUCUGAGAGGAACCUUUCAAUUCCCAAGGGUGGGGGGGAUUUGUUGAUGAUCUUAAAGAAGAUCCUUUUUGAUCUAUCAGAAUAUAAAUGUACAGACUACAUUUGAUCUUGUUGGAAAGAAAGCAAGUGAAAAGGUCAGAGGUGAAGUUAUGAAAUAUAAUGGAAGGGAUACUAGUUGUGAAAUGAAAAUAGACAAGGAAUAAUACCCCAAUAGCAAGACAAGCAGAUGUGAGAGGUGCCCCCAAAAGAAUAAAGCAACAAUUUUCUACUACAACCUUCAUACCAAAUGACUCUGUUGUAGAAGAAAAGAGGGCUUUGGUGCACUUUAUGUGGGAGAAGAGGGAAGGGCCAGUGCUGUGGUAGCCUGUCCAUACUGAUGCUGAACAAUAAGCAGACAGGAGCAGGAGCUGCUGUUGCUUCCAGCACUCUCAAGUGUCUUCUCUCUCCUGAAGGACCCACGGUUUAUGUUCCACUAAUUCUUUUUGCUCCUCGAGCACUCUGAGAGGGUGAAGGUAGAUGUUUAUAUUGCUACUAAAUUGAAAGGGAGCAUCCUUUCUUUUUCUUUUUUGUAAGCAAAAAUUGCAAAAAGUUGUACAUUCUAAGAAAAAAAAAAUAAGGGACCUAACAAAACUCAGCAGUGUUACUGUAUUUUUAAAAAAUAUUUUUAUAGAUGCAUUUUCAAGUUAUUAAAUGUAAGAGAAAGAGAUAGCCCUCUUUUUUUUUUAAGUAGUUAAAUCAUUGAUUUAUAUCACCAACUUUUAGAAGUAAUUUUCUAGUAAGCUCAUGGCAUUAGAAAAUUCUAGAGUAAUUUUUUUAGUGAAAUUAGUUGGAACAUUUAUUAAUGAAUCUAAUAAAUAUGAAUAAAAUAUGGACCCUAUUUGUUUACUCAUAGAUAAAGGCAGAUAAUUUUUUUGUUUUUAAGGCCAUAAAAUAUGGCUUUUGUCAUUCAAGACUGAAAUCUAAAGUAAGAGAUUUUUUUUUUUUUUUUUGGUACCGGGGAUCAAACUCGGGUCUUUGCGCUUGCGCAGCAGGUGGCGAAACCACUGAGCUAAAUCCCCGGCCUAGUAAGAGCUUUUUUUAUUUUGUUUUUCUCAGUGCUAGCGGUUGAACAAUCUAGGGCGCAUGCUAGGCAAGCAUUCUUCCACGGAGCUACACCCCCAGCCCUCAAGCAACUUUUAAAUGACUGUUUUCUAUUAUUGUAAGUGUUAAACCCCUCAGAAUUCAUGAUAAGGUGCUAUUUAUACUAUAUAUCUUAUUAUAAGACAACUGCAGGAUACCUAGUCUUUGUAGUCCAAAAUCAAUCAAUCAGUUUUACCAUCUCACCCCAAAAUUUCACUAUGCGAAAGGCAUAUUUUAAAAAGUGAAGUUGAAAAGGAAUUUCAGAGAUCUUUUAUUCAAGAUGUUUUUUUUCUGAUGAAAUACAUUUUCUUUUAGCGAAAGAAAGGUCCGAACCUUUUGGUAAUUCUGUUACAUAUAAGUAACAGCCUGUGUUUCACUGUAGUAUUUAGGAUGUGGAAUGCCAUUUGUUUGGCCGGUGACACAGUAUGUGGUAAGGGUGAAGACUGUAAACACCUUGGUGUGCCAAGGCACUGGGGCCCCGGGAGAAGAGAUGUGUGAGACGUAGGUGGGCGGGACUGGGAGCGUGUGCUCAUGACUGGUCCAUUCUCAUCACGCAAUUAGAAAGUAACUUAGGAAAGUACAUCUUGUAUUAAAAAAAAAAAAGCUGUUUUAAAAAAAGGAACUUGUAGAUCCAUUUGAGCGGGAAAAUGGGUGAUUGACAGAGACCGUUUCCCUAACACUACAUCAUUUCUGUGCUAGUACUUUUAACUUUUUAAAGAAUUUACGUCUACAUUUUGUAAUAUGACAUAUGUGUGUUUAUUUUUAAUUUCAAAUGAUGUGCAUACAGAAAGUAUGCAACCAGAUCAAUCAGAUCAAACCAUUUUACUUAGAGUUUGGUACUGGUUUUUACUUCUCUGAUUCUGUAUAAGAAAAAUAAAUAUAAUUGAAUUUC